This is a messenger RNA of Carassius gibelio (silver crucian carp), 667 nucleotides long. Its product is annotated as laminin subunit beta-4-like. Lineage: Eukaryota; Metazoa; Chordata; Actinopteri; Cypriniformes; Cyprinidae. Bases 98 to 478 code for a protein of 126 amino acids. The record is from RefSeq and is a predicted model, not a curated record. The transcript has 3 exons.
ACUGAUAUAACUAAACUAUUGUGAUUUGUAGUAAUAGCAACCCCACCUUCAGGAUGAAUGUGAGGGGGGUUCAUGUUAUCCUAACCUCAGUGAGCUCAUGGUGGGCUGCGCCGCCCAGCUCAAUGCUUCUUCAACCUGUGGACUCUACAGAACACAAAACGAUUGCAUCCUGGGAUACCUAGAGAGUUUACAGCCUGCUGGCAUGUUGGUCAAGAUGUCAAAAGACUUUGGGACAACAUGGAAGGUUUUCCGUUACUUUGUGGAGGACCUUGCCAACUCAUUCCCCAGCGUCUCAGAAGGGCCAGCAGACAGUAUCGAUGACUUUAUCUGUGAUAGUUGCUACUCUGGGACAGAGCCAUCCACAGAUGGAGAGGUAGUGUUAAAAGCCAUGAUCCAUACAACCCUACUCUACAAGGUUCACGUCUCAUUUGAAGAUGUUUUGUUUGUUGUUUUAGAAAAAAUACUAAUAAAAAUGUAAAGCCAGGAUGGUGCUUAAAGGCAUGUCCAACAAUUGAAAGGCCUCGAUUUAUAAACAAUGAGCUCAUAGUGGGCUAGACACUUCAUUGUUAAGAAAAUGUACAAUAUUCAAACUUGUCAUAACAUAGUACACUAGUUCUCAUUAGCUUUCAGGACCCAAAUCAUAACUAAUGCACCACUGAUAUUUACA